AUGGAUCCCAACAAGACACCCAGUGCUCCUCCAAUGUGGAGUGAAGAGAAGGCAUCCAUGGUUGAGUCCCCGGCCCCUCCGCCCUACGAGGACCACCCCUAUCCGGGCUACCCUCCGCCCGGCCCGGGGUACCCCGUCCAGCCUCAGGGCCCUGGAUAUCCCCAGCAGUAUGCUGGGGCAGGUUAUGGACAGCAGCCUUUCCCCACUGCCCAGCCGUAUCCAGCACAACCUGGUGCCGUAACUGCCCAGCCCACAUUGUACAUGGCUCAAGGCCCUCUGCAAAACCCUGUCAAUGACUACUUGGGCUACUCCAUCUUCACCAUGCUCUGCUGUUGCCUGCCUGUUGGAAUUGCUGCCCUCAUCUACUCCAUCUUGGUGAGUUUAUUGCACAUAGGCACCAAAGUUGGUGCACAUGCCUUUUGA
This is a messenger RNA of Menidia menidia (Atlantic silverside), 423 nucleotides long. Lineage: Eukaryota; Metazoa; Chordata; Actinopteri; Atheriniformes; Atherinopsidae. The record is from the annotation of a GenBank genome assembly.